Molecule: messenger RNA, 543 nt
Organism: Melampsora larici-populina 98AG31
Lineage: Eukaryota; Fungi; Basidiomycota; Pucciniomycetes; Pucciniales; Melampsoraceae
Exons: 2
Coding region: 1-543 (180 amino acids)
Source: RefSeq, a predicted model, not a curated record
AUGUACUACAUGGACAUUGAGAAGGCUCUUGAGUUAAACCCCGAGAAGAAGAUGAAACUAGGACGCUCUCUUAUCGACGGUUAUCAAUAUACCACCGCUCAAACUCCUUCCCCUCCUAGCUUCCCCGACGCAGUCAAAUUAGCAGAAAGAGAACUCGCGAGCGUUGAAGAGUGGAAUCAUAUCCUCAACACUUUGUACACUAGCUGGGCCGAUAGAGACAAAUUCGACUCAGUAUGUACACCUGAUGACGAUGAAUCUAGUAUUGCGGCAGUAGCAUCAACAGGUGAACUUAUUGAUGCAGGAUCAGACAUAACUGACUAUGAAGACAUGAAGCCACAGGCCGUUAACCUGCCUGGGCUAGUCACUAAAUCUCUUGAUCUAUCAGUUGUUGAAAUGGCCCCUUGCUCCAUGAAGAAGAUCUACUAUGGAGCACACUUAGACCUCGCCUCACAUGAAGAAACCAGCAGAACUUCCCUUCCCAUCUAUCCUUGCUUAUUUCGCAAUAUCCCUCUGGAUGCAAUCAUUGAUAGCGUUGUGCCCUGA